Messenger RNA from Salvia splendens (bonfire salvia), 951 nucleotides. RefSeq lists its product as uncharacterized. The transcript is spliced from 5 exons. The coding region runs from base 1 to 951 and encodes 316 amino acids. NCBI's taxonomy places the organism in Eukaryota, Viridiplantae, Streptophyta, Magnoliopsida, Lamiales, Lamiaceae. The record is from RefSeq and is a predicted model, not a curated record. Gene Ontology annotation, biological process: regulation of DNA-templated transcription.
AUGGAUGACAAUGUAUUAGAAGACCAUAUUCCUAAGAUAGGAAUGGAGUUUGAAACAGAAGUUGAGGCAUAUGAUUUCUAUAUGAAAUAUGCUAAGGGAAGGUAUAGUGGAAAGUUUCGGAUUGUGAAGUUUGUCGAGGAACACAACCAUGAUUUGUGUGAUCCGGAAAAAUCUUACAUGUUUAGAUGUUUUAGACAAAUGUCUAAUAUUCAGCAAACACAAGUUGAUGUUGCUCAGAGUUGUGGGUUGGCUCCAAAGAAAAUAAUAGAGUCGGCAGAAGAUUUCAAGAAUGCUCAAAGUUCUCCUGUUAUGACAUUUCCAUUAGAAAUAUUGAAGCAUGCGGCUACCGUAUAUACACAUAAGAUAUUUGCAUUGUUUAGUGAGGAGUUGAGGAAGACAAUUGAAAGCAAGAUUGAAGCUGUAGAAAGUUUGAAUUCUCAGCGAUGGACCAAACAUGCAAAGGGUGGAACAUCAAGAGUUUGUGAUGUAGGAGUUGUCACUGUUGAUGAAAAAAUAAGAAAGAAGCAGCGGUAUAAAGAGUUGUGUAACUCUUUCAUGCGUGUGGCAAUAAAAGCAGCUGAGAGUGAAGAUAGCUACACUUCUGCUUUAGAUUGUCUCUUGAAAAUGGAAAACAGUGUGGAUGGAAUGAUAGGGAAGGCAAAUAAUGUGACAAUUGAGGCAAAGGACGGAGAUGUUGUAGUUGAUGAUGAAACCAAUGAAAGUCAAAUUAAAGGCUUGAAACCUAAAGGGAGAGUUACAUAUCAUUCAUGUAAGAGGCCGAAAAAUGCUUUGGAACAGGCUAUUAGUAGAAAACGAAAACCAAAGCCAAAAGAAACAAAGAGUGGUUCGCAACAUGCUUCUUCUAUGCAGGAAUCUGAAGAGACUACACUCAUUAAUGAUGACUACUGGAACGUGACAUACAGUGCUUUUGAUCCUCAAAGAACAUCAUAA